CGUGGGGACACCGUGAGGGCACCGCGGCCCCUUCGGUCACACCGCGGCUCCCUCAGGGCUCGGCCGCGCCCUCCCGCUCUCCCCGGGGCUGCACCCGAACGGCCGCGCCGCUCCGGCCCCCGCUGUGACCGGGAGUGGGGAGCGGAGCCCUCAGCACGGGCAGCACGUGGGGGGCACCGGGAGGAGCGGGCCGCGCUCGGUGAACCAGCUUGGUUUGCUCACCAAUUCCACCGAGGCAGCAGCUCCUGCUGGGCAAAAUUCAGGAAAAUGCUGAGGAGCCUGAAAGGACUCGUGUGCCAUUCUCUGAAGGUAAGCCCUCGUGAGCGUGGCAGUGCCCUGCCCGCGGCCAGGGCUGCCCUGAGCUCUGUGCCCGGCCCGGCUGUGCCAGCAGCAGCAGCAGCAGCGCCCCGAGCCAUCUUCCACACCAGCGAGAGCGACCCGGCCAAGCACACGGAGCAGCACGAGGGCCGCCUGUACAACAUCCCCCUGGAGGAGGUGAAGGCUGUGUUCCCCCAUGGGCUGCCCCAUCGUUUCCAGCAGCAGAUCCAGACCUUCAACGAGGCGCGGCUGAUGGUGCGGAGGCCGGCGCUGGAGAUCCUCACCUACCUCAAGGGCUCCAACUUCGCCCACCCUGCUGUCAGAUAUGUGAUCUAUGGUGAGAGGGGAACAGGCAAGACCAUGACCCUGUGCCACGUGGUUCACUACUGCUCCAGGCAGGGCUGGCUGGUGGUGCACGUCCCCGAUGCUCAUCUGUGGGUGAAGAACUGCAAGGAGCUUUUCCAGUCUUCCUACAAGAAGGACAGGCUGGAUCAGCCUCUGCAGGCCUCUGUGUGGCUCAAGAACUUCAAAGCCUCCAAUGAACGUUUCCUGGACGAGAUAAAAACACAAAAAAAAUACAUUUGGGGCAAAAGAGAGAGCACAGAGGAGGGCAGACCUUUGAGGGAAGUGGUGGAGCAGGGCCUGGCCCGGGUCCGGAGCUCCAGCGAUGCCGUGGGGGCUCUGCUGAGGGAGCUGAGGCUGCAGGGCCAGCGCGGGCCCCGCCGGCUGCUGGUGGCCGUGGACGGCGCCAACGCGCUCUGGGGCAGGACCACGCUGAGCAAGGAGGACAAGAGCCCCGUCUCUCCAGAGGAGCUGACGCUCGUGCACAACCUGCGGAAGAUGCUGAGGAACGACUGGAGUGGAGGUGCCAUUGUGACCACCCUGAGCCAGACUGGCUCUCUCUUCAAGCCCAGCUCUGCCUACACUCCCCAGGAGCUGCUGGGAAAGGAGGGUUUCGAUGCCUUGGACCCCUUUGUGCCCAUCCCGGUCCCCAACUACAGCCCCAGGGAGUUCGAGAGCUGCUACGGCUACUACCUGGAGCGGAGGUGGCUGCAGCACGAGAAAGCGCACACGGAGGACGGCAAAGCGGAGCUGCGAUUCCUCAGCGGCUCCAACCCGCGGCAGCUGGACCGCCUGGCGGGGCCCCUGUAGCGCAAUAAAGGCUCCGUUCCGCCG
Messenger RNA from Melospiza georgiana, 1494 nucleotides. RefSeq names its product death associated protein 3 (gene DAP3). The record is from RefSeq and is a predicted model, not a curated record. Gene Ontology annotation, molecular function: structural constituent of ribosome. The coding region runs from base 268 to 1470 and encodes 400 amino acids. Gene Ontology annotation, cellular component: mitochondrial small ribosomal subunit; mitochondrial ribosome. NCBI's taxonomy places the organism in Eukaryota, Metazoa, Chordata, Aves, Passeriformes, Passerellidae. The transcript has 14 exons. Gene Ontology annotation, biological process: apoptotic process.